AGAGAUGCCUGCCGUUCCUAUUUUUGGCUUCGGGGUUUGCCUAUAAGACUGAGGCUUUGCCUCCUGAUUCAAGGGCAGCCUCUCCGGAGCAUCCCCAAGACGAAAAGAUGGGUGUUUACAAAGAAAGAGGCCCUGGGUUCUGUGGGAAGCUGCCAUCCAACUGGGUCUCAUCCUGGUUUGUUUCCAUACCCAACAAAACUAGCCAGGUGCUGCCAUCUGCCAAGGGAGCAGAUCGAACCAAACAGGAAGCUGGUUAGUUGGAGAACCAAUCCUACAUCAUCCAACAAUGGACGUCCCUUAGAGCUUCUUUAUGCAAUUGGAGGCACCACCAGUGGGGUGGAGCGUUACAACCCCCUGGAUCACGAGUGGCAAAUUCUGGGCUCAGCCUCCAGCCAGCGGAGUGGCAUUGGGGUGGCUUCCCUUAAUGGAUCCAUUUAUGCAGCUGGUGGCCACGAUGGACUUAUUUGCCUCAACAGCGUUGAAAGAUAUUUGCCUGAAACAAAUGAGUGGAAGAGAGAUGUGGCCCCUCUUAGUGAACCCAAGCAAGAAGCAGCGAUGGCUGAACUCGGCGGUUACUUAUAUUGCGCCGGCGGCUUCGAUGGGCUGGUUUGCCUCAACACGUUGGAAAGAUAUGACCCUGAGCUGGACAGAUGGCAGAAGUUGACACCUAUGAAGUCUCGCCGAAAAGGCCUGGGGUUGGCCACGCUGGAUGGAUAUCUCUAUGCCGUUGGGGGUUCCGAUGGCUAUUCUCCCUUAUGUUCAGUUGAGCGCUACGAUCCCAGAGAAGACGAGUGGGCCACCUGCCCUCCGCUCCGCAGCUGUCGUGAAAACCUGGGUUGUGUUGCCUUGCAAGGCAAGAUCUAUGCCGUCGGUGGGCAGGAUGAAUUGACCGAACUCUGCAGCGCUGAGCGCUUUGAUCCCUCCACUAACCGAUGGACGCCAGUUAGGCCCAUGAGGUCAAAAAGGAGUAAGGUAAAUCUUGCUGCUAUCAAUGGGUGUCUCCUAGCCAUCGGCGGCUAUGAUGGCAUCGUUCACGUUUCCACGGUGGAAGCCUUUGACCUGGACCUCAACGCGUGGAGACGUUUUGGCAACACGAAAAGCCGUCACCCAGGUGGAGGCGUCUCCGUGAUCCAAAUGGCCACCGAAAAUGUGGAAUCCUUUGAGUCCUCUUGGAGCAGAUAACCAGAAGAUGAACAAGAAGUUCUAGUUCUAGGUUCACGAUAGGUAGGGUGAGUUCUUUAGCUAGAACUGAGCAGUGGCAGGACAAAAGAGCGGAGGAUCCAUACCCGAAACAAGAUUAUUUAUUUUAUUUAUUCAGUUUCUAUAGCCAUCCGUCUCAGUCCAAAUGAUUCUGGGCGGUGAACCAUUUCACAACCGUUAAAACACAAAAAUGAAAAAUCUAACAGCUCGGAAUUCACAGAAGCAAAAUAGGUGUGUGUUGAGUCCAGAUAUGUUCACACACUAUCAUAUUUUGGUUAAGAGACACCUAUAUACACCUCCAUAUUUAGUGAUUGAACUGUGGUGGCGCAGUGGUUAGAAUGCAGUAUUGCAGGCUAACUCUGCCCAAUGCCAGGAGUUUGAUCCUGACCGGCUCAAGGUUGACUCAGCCUUCCGUCCUUCCGAGGCUGGUAAAAUGAGGACCCAGAUUGUUGCAAGGGACAAGAAGCUGACUCUGUAAACGGCUUAGAGAGGGCUGUAAAGCACCAUGAAGUGGUAUAUAAGCCCAAGUGCUAUUGCUAUUCUAAAAAGGGCUAAAAAUUCUAUUUACCACUAUGUUUCUUUUUUUGUUUUAACCACAUUGCCUGUGAUCCUAAAAAUACUUCUUGGUCCUAGGAGUUUGACUGCAAUUACAUCAAUUGUCCUGCUUCCAAAAAAAAAAAAAAUUCUCCUCUAAAUUCAGAUUGGUGUUCUCUAAGUUUAAUAAUCUUGGAUGCUCCAGAUUUAAAAUAAAGCAACUGAAUGGUUCCCAGUAGUCAAAUAGAUUUAUACACUCACACCCAGCAAAGUGUGCCUGUGUUUGCACUCUUUGCUAAUAUCCUAAUAAUCUUUGCUUGGUGAUUUGAUUCAUCCAGGAAUGUUUUCCAAAGGAAUGCUUCUUCCGAAAUGGCGUGAUUUGCACAAUAAAUUGGACAAAAGAAAACAUUUUCUUUUCCAAUAAA
Crotalus tigris (Tiger rattlesnake) is the source of this 2159-nucleotide messenger RNA. RefSeq names its product kelch-like protein 20. Lineage: Eukaryota; Metazoa; Chordata; Lepidosauria; Squamata; Viperidae. The annotation marks the transcript as partial. The transcript is spliced from 9 exons. The record is from RefSeq and is a predicted model, not a curated record. Gene Ontology annotation, molecular function: protein binding.